Messenger RNA from Cyprinodon tularosa, 2879 nucleotides. RefSeq names its product F-box and leucine-rich repeat protein 5 (gene fbxl5). Gene Ontology annotation, biological process: intracellular iron ion homeostasis; SCF-dependent proteasomal ubiquitin-dependent protein catabolic process. The coding region runs from base 76 to 2154 and encodes 692 amino acids. The record is from RefSeq and is a predicted model, not a curated record. The transcript is spliced from 11 exons. NCBI's taxonomy places the organism in Eukaryota, Metazoa, Chordata, Actinopteri, Cyprinodontiformes, Cyprinodontidae. Gene Ontology annotation, cellular component: SCF ubiquitin ligase complex. Gene Ontology annotation, molecular function: protein binding.
GGCUCGCGCACACUCCGUCACACCUCCUCGUUUGAUUAUCACAGCAGAUGACGCAGUGAGGACCAGUCAUUGAAUAUGGCCCCUUUUCCUGACGAAGUGGAUGUUUUUACUGGCCCACACUGGCGAAUGAAGCAGUUGGUGGGUCUGUACUGCGACAAGCUGUCCAAAACCAACUUUUCCAACAACAAUGACUUCCGAUCCUUUCUUCAGUCCCUAUGCGUCACCUUCAAGGAAUUCAAGAUGCAUGAGCAAAUUGAAAACGAAUAUAUCAUCGGUCUGUUGCAGCAGCGGUGCUGCACUGUCUACAAUGUUCACUCUGACAACAAGCUGUCAGAGAUGCUGUCCCUCUUUGAAAAGGGACUGCAGAGUGUUAAGAGUGAAUAUGAGCAGCUUAACUAUGCACAGCAGCUGAAGGAGAAACUGGAAGCUUUUACACAAGAUUUCCUGCCCCACAUGAAGGAGGAAGAAGAGGUGUUUCAACCAAUGCUUAUGCAAUACUUCACAUAUGAGGAGCUGAAGGACAUUAAGAAACAGGUGAUAGCACAGCACUGCAACCAGCAGCAGCUGGACUGCGCCGCUGAGGUGCUGAAAGGCUUCAGUCUGUGGACACAGGCUGAAGAGCUUCAAAAGGCUUUUAAAUAUGCUGAUCAUGAGAAGACAGACUAUGAUCUGGAACAGAGUAAAAGUUCUUCAACCCACAUCUCCCAGCUUCCUGCAGAAGUGAUGCUGAGGCUUUUCCAUUACUUGGGUCCUGCUGAUUUGUGUCGCUGUAGUCAAGUGUGCAGCGCAUGGUCAGAGUUGGCCAAGGCUGGCUCAUUGUGGAAGCAUCUGUAUCCUGUGCACUGGGCCAGAGGGGAUUAUUACAGCGGUCCUCCUGGGGAUCUGGAUCAGGAGCCAGAUGAUGAUUGGGUGCAGAGCCGUCAGAACGAGGGCCGCGCCUAUCAGGAGUGGGAUGAGGAUGCUGAUGUGGAUGAGUCAGAUGUUUCAGGUCACACUAAAAGCUCCAUCGCAAUCAGCACAGCUCAGCGGGAGAAAAGGCUCCUAAACGGGAUCAUCCACCACCUUCUGCCAGCUGUCGGUCCUUCUGUCAAGUCUAUUAUUCUUGCUUAUAGUUCUACAGUUUCAAGCAAAAUGGUCCGCCAGAUUCUCAGUCUCUGCCCCAAUAUUACACAUCUGGACCUGACCCAGACUGAUGUCACUGAUCUUGCUUUUGACAGCUGGUCUCAUCUUGGAGCUUGCCUCUCUCUGGAACAUCUGGAUUUAUCAGGUUGUGAGAAGAUAACCGAUCACACCCUGAAGAAGCUCUCCGUAGGUCUGGGCGACCUCACUUCCUCCAUCAGCUCUGACAAACACUCAGACCGUCGGGCCAAGUUGCUUAAAAGCUGCCCGGUCCCCAUUAAACUGAUGGAUGAGAGAAACCUGCACACGGUUGGGAGAAGGCAGCAGGCCUUUAUUUUUAAACACGGGACUGGUCGUUGGGGCUCUGCCUGCAUCCCAGCGCCGGUGUGGUUUCUGGACACUUCUGACCUUGCUGAUAUUGAAGACGCUGCAGAGUGGAGUCAUCGCGGUGGGAUGCCUUUCUCUGAGAGCCUGGCAGAGACGCAGCUGGUUGCGGGUUCCUGCUGCUGCAGGAGGAGGAGGCGGAAGCACAGGACUGGCUCCACCGCCUCAUAUUUGCAUCCACAGUUUGCCAUAUCUGGGGACAUGUUUUGUGGCCACUCCACCUGCUGCUCUAGUGACAAGGCCCUGAGGACUUUUACUGGGCCCCAAAGGGAUUCAGGCACUGCAGAACUGAGGACUAAAUGCUCCCCAUCAGGGGUACUGGAGUGUCUGGAGUCUGAGAACAGGACUGACUGCUCAAAGGCCAAACGGUCACUGAGGUUUCUCAGCCUCUCUGGAUGUUACCAAAUCACUGAUCUGGGUCUAAGGGCUUUAUCUCAGCAUGGGGGGCUUCCUGUCCUGGAGCAUCUCAAUCUGUCUGGCUGCCUCUUCAUCACUGAGGUGGGGCUGCAGGAGCUGGUGUCCGCCUCUCCUUCCCUCAAUGAUGAACACUUCUAUUACUGCGACAACAUUAACGGUCCUCAUGCCGACACGGCCAGCGGUUGCCAGAACCUGCAGUGCGGUUUCCGAGCCUGCUGUCGCUCUGGAGAGUGACUCAGCCCCUCCGACGUUCUCCUCUCCCUAUCGUUGCACUUUAUCCUGGCAAAACCAUUUACUGUGUUUUGUCAUUUGUUUCUUUAUGAAUAUGUAAUUAGCUCCUGCUAUUUCCUUACUACUACUACUACAGUGGAGAUAAUAGUUUAGAAAGAAGAAAACUGGGUGCAAAAGUACAUUUAGAUUCCUUUUGGUUUAGGAAAAACAGGGGCACAAGGUUCUAAAAGAUUUCAGUUUUGUCUCAAGCUAUGGAAAUUUGUAUGUAAAUUCAGCUGCUUUUGUAGAUAAAAGCAGACAGUUCCUCAAUGUUGGUGUAUUCAACUAUCCUAAAUGUGCAGAUCUCUGUUUAUGCAGGAGCAUGCGGGUUAUUCACAGAAUCGGCACCUCGUGAAUCAACUUCUAAAAUAUGAAGAGAAAGUUCUGGUUUGGGAUCCAGGCAGAAAAGACAUAGGAAAUAGCAGAUGAUGUUGCAUUAGUGGUUGGGCUCUUCAGUGUUCUGGACAUUCAGCUGUCCUGUAAAGGCUAUUUUUUUCUUUCUUUAUGCACUCCAGUGGGUAAAAAGAACAAAUGUUAAUAUGAAAGGAAUCCUCAGCACCAUGUCGGAGGGUCUGCGGUCUUUACAGCUUUAUGAUCCUGCAGCAAGAUUUAUCUUCUGGUUCUACAAUCUUGCAUGAGAUCUGUUGAAAUUGUUGACUAAUAAUAAAACUUUGGAGUUGGUCACUGCA